CUUUAACAAAGUCCUCCUCUCUUUGCUCCCUCCCACUUCAUUCACUUGCAAAUCAGUGUGUGCCCACAAGAGCCAGCUCUGCCGAGCCCGUAACCUUCGCAUCCCGAGAGCUGCAGUUUCAGCCGCAAGAGCAAGAACGGCAGAGCCGGCGACCUGCGGCGGCGGCGGAGGCAGGAACAGCCUGGGCGGGUCGUAGGGUCUCCGCGGGCGCAGGAAGGCGAGCAGAGAUAUCCUCUGAGAGCCAAGCAAAGAACAUUAAGGAAGGAAGGAGGAAUGAGGCUGGAUACGGUGCAGUGAAAAAGGCACUUCCAAGAGAGGGGCACUCACUACCCAGAGACUCGACGGUGCCAUCAGCAUGAGAACUUACCGCUACUUCUUGCUGCUCUUUUGGGUGGGCCAGCCCUACCCAACUCUCUCAACUCCACUAUCUAAGAGGACUAGUGGUUUCCCAGCAAAGAAAAGGGCCCUGGAGCUCUCUGGAAACAGCAAAAAUGAGCUGAACCGUUCAAAAAGGAGCUGGAUGUGGAAUCAGUUCUUUCUCCUGGAGGAAUACACAGGAUCCGAUUAUCAGUAUGUGGGCAAGUUACAUUCAGACCAGGAUAGAGGAGAUGGAUCACUUAAAUAUAUCCUUUCAGGAGAUGGAGCAGGAGAUCUCUUCAUUAUUAAUGAAAACACAGGCGACAUACAGGCCACCAAGAGGCUGGACAGGGAAGAAAAACCUGUUUACAUCCUUCGAGCUCAAGCUAUAAACAGAAGGACAGGGAGACCCGUGGAGCCCGAGUCUGAAUUCAUCAUCAAGAUCCAUGACAUCAACGACAAUGAACCAAUAUUCACCAAGGAGGUUUACACAGCCACCGUCCCCGAAAUGUCUGAUGUCGGCACAUUUGUUGUCCAAGUCACUGCAACAGAUGCGGAUGAUCCAACAUAUGGGAACAGUGCUAAAGUUGUCUACAGUAUUCUACAGGGACAGCCCUAUUUUUCAGUUGAAUCAGAAACAGGUAUCAUCAAGACAGCUUUGCUCAACAUGGAUCGAGAAAACAGGGAGCAGUACCAAGUGGUGAUUCAAGCCAAGGAUAUGGGCGGCCAGAUGGGAGGAUUAUCUGGGACCACCACCGUGAACAUCACACUGACUGAUGUCAACGACAACCCUCCCCGAUUCCCCCAGAGUUCAUACCAGUUUAAAACUCCUGAAUCUUCUCCACCGGGUACGCCAAUUGGCAGAAUCAAAGCCAGCGACGCUGACAUGGGAGAAAAUGCUGAAAUUGAGUACAGCAUCACAGACGGUGAGGGGCUGGAUAUGUUUGAUGUCAUCACUGACCAGGAAACCCAGGAAGGGAUUAUAACUGUCAAAAAGCUCUUGGACUUUGAAAAGAAGAAAGUGUAUACCCUUAAAGUGGAAGCCUCCAAUCCUCAUGUUGAGCCACGAUUUCUCUACUUGGGGCCUUUCAAAGAUUCAGCCACGGUUAGAAUUGUGGUGGAGGAUGUAGAUGAGCCUCCUGUCUUCAGCAAGCUGGCCUACAUCCUACAAAUAAGAGAAGAUGCUCAGAUAAACACCACAAUAGGCUCUGUCACAGCCCAAGAUCCAGAUGCUGCCAGGAAUCCUGUCAAGUACUCUGUAGAUCGACACACAGAUAUGGACAGAAUAUUCAACAUUGAUUCUGGAAAUGGUUCAAUUUUUACAUCGAAACUUCUUGACCGAGAAACACUGCUAUGGCACAACAUUACAGUGAUAGCAACAGAAAUCAAUAACCCAAAGCAAAGUAGUCGAGUACCUCUAUAUAUUAAAGUUCUAGAUGUCAAUGACAACGCCCCAGAAUUUGCUGAGUUCUAUGAAACUUUUGUCUGUGAAAAAGCAAAGGCAGAUCAGUUGAUUCAGACCCUGCGUGCUGUUGACAAGGACGACCCUUAUAGUGGGCACCAAUUUUCGUUUUCUUUGGCCCCUGAAGCAGCCAGUGGCUCAAACUUUACCAUUCAAGACAACAAAGACAACACGGCGGGAAUCUUAACUCGGAAAAAUGGCUAUAAUAGACACGAGAUGAGCACCUAUCUCUUGCCUGUGGUCAUUUCAGACAACGACUACCCAGUUCAAAGCAGCACUGGGACAGUGACUGUCCGGGUCUGUGCAUGUGACCACCACGGGAACAUGCAGUCCUGCCAUGCGGAGGCGCUCAUCCACCCCACGGGACUGAGCACGGGGGCUCUGGUUGCCAUCCUUCUGUGCAUCGUGAUCCUACUAGUGACAGUGGUGCUGUUUGCAGCUCUGAGGCGGCAGCGAAAAAAAGAGCCUUUGAUCAUUUCCAAAGAGGACAUCAGAGAUAACAUUGUCAGUUACAACGACGAAGGUGGUGGAGAGGAGGACACCCAGGCUUUUGAUAUCGGCACCCUGAGGAAUCCUGAAGCCAUAGAGGACAGCAAAUUACGAAGGGACAUUGUGCCUGAAGCCCUUUUUCUACCCCGACGGACUCCAACAGCUCGCGACAACACCGAUGUCAGAGAUUUCAUUAACCAAAGGUUAAAGGAAAAUGACACGGACCCCACUGCCCCGCCAUACGACUCCUUGGCCACUUACGCCUAUGAAGGCACUGGCUCCGUGGCGGAUUCCCUGAGCUCGCUGGAGUCAGUGACCACGGAUGGAGAUCAAGACUAUGAUUACCUUAGUGACUGGGGACCUCGAUUCAAAAAGCUUGCAGAUAUGUACGGAGGAGUGGACAGUGACAAAGACUCCUAAUCUGUUGCCUUUUUCACUUUCCAAUACGACACUGAAAUAUGUGAAGUGGCUAUUUCUUUAUAUUUAUCCACUACUCCGUGAAGGGUUCUCUGUUCCACCCAUUCCAAAAGCCAAUGGCUGCAGUCCCUGUGGAUCCAAUGUUAGAGACUUUUUUCUAGUACAGUUUUAUGAGCUUCCAAGGGGCCAAUUUUUAUUUUUUAGUGCAUCCAGUUAACCAAGUCAGCCCAACAGGCAGGUGCUGGAGGGGAGGACAGGGAACAGUAUUUCCACUUGUUCUCAGGGCAAUGUGCCCACUUCCGCUGGCCUGCUGUUUUACUACACUCCAUGUCAGGUCAGCCAACUGCCCUAACUGUACAUUUCACAGGCUAAUGGAUAAAAGACUGUGCUUUACAGAUAAAAAUAUCAUCAUAGUAAAAGAAAUGAGGGCAUAUGGGCUCACAAGGAGAUAAACUACAUGGGGUGUUUAUUUGUGUUACAAAGAAUUUAAAAUAAUACUCGCCCAUCCUAUUUGCUCUUCAAGAACUUUCUCUGGCAUCAACUACUAUUCAAAACCUCAGAUCCACCCAUAUGUUAAAACUCUCAUUACUCUUAAAGAAUAGAAGCAAAUUAAACGGUAACAUCCAAAAACAAC
Messenger RNA from Rhinopithecus roxellana (golden snub-nosed monkey), 3359 nucleotides. It is a transcript of the gene CDH6, whose product is annotated as cadherin 6. The record is from RefSeq and is a predicted model, not a curated record. NCBI's taxonomy places the organism in Eukaryota, Metazoa, Chordata, Mammalia, Primates, Cercopithecidae. Gene Ontology annotation, molecular function: cadherin binding; calcium ion binding. The transcript is spliced from 12 exons. The coding region runs from base 356 to 2728 and encodes 790 amino acids. Gene Ontology annotation, cellular component: catenin complex; plasma membrane; adherens junction. Gene Ontology annotation, biological process: adherens junction organization; cell morphogenesis; homophilic cell-cell adhesion.